This is a messenger RNA of Dicrocoelium dendriticum, 939 nucleotides long. NCBI's taxonomy places the organism in Eukaryota, Metazoa, Platyhelminthes, Trematoda, Plagiorchiida, Dicrocoeliidae. The record is from the annotation of a GenBank genome assembly.
AUGGCAUCGGCUCAGGCUCAAGACGAAGACAUACAGCGCACUCUGCAGUCCACUUCACUGCAUGUGCAACCUGUUCCUCUCCAAACCACGGAAAGAACCAUCCUCUGUGACACUUCCACAGGUUGUCCUAGACCUCUCGUGCCCGUCUCCUUCAGACGCACAGUCUUUGACGCACUGCACUCACUAUCACAUCCUGGUAUCCGUGCAUCUUUGAAACUGGUCACCGAACGUUUCGUUUGGCCACGCGUAAACAAAGAUGUUCGUACCUGGGCUCGCGCCUGCCUUCAAUGCCAGCGCUCUAAAGUACAUCGUCACACCCGCAGUCCUCUUGGUUCAUUCCCUGCCCCGGACUCUCGGUUCUCACAUGUACACUUAGACCUGGUAGGUUCAUUACCUCCUUCACGCGGAUUCCUAUACAUUCUUACAUGUGUCGACCGCUUCACCAGAUGGCCAGAAGCCAUUCCCGUAACAGACUGCACAGCUGAGACUGUUAUCCGGGCUUUCUUGGACCGAUGGGUCUCGCACUACGGAUGCCCAUCCACCAUCACAACUGACCGCGGAACGCCUUUCGAAUCUUCACAAUUAGAUACGUUCUGCAACUUCUUAGGUUGUCGCCGCAUUCAUACCACAGCGUAUCACCCAGCAGCCAACGGGUUAGUUGAACGUUUCCAUAGACAGCUUAAAGCCUCGCUCUGCGCCUCCUCCGACCCUAGAUGGAGCGAAAACAUUUCGCUCGUACUCUUAGGCAUUCGCAGCAGCAUCAAAGCUGACUUGCAAUGUGCACCAGCAGAGCUGGUUUACAGCACGACGCUAAAGUUACCAGGAGAGUUCGUUUCACCUCCCGCAUCGUCCGGUAUGCCUCCGCCAAACUUUGCGUCCUCCCUAGCUCAGCGCAUGCGUUCACUACGCCCGACCCCGCCCCGUGAACAGACUAAAUAA